AUGAUACCAUUGAUCGCUCUCGAAGAGCAUUAUGUCUCAUCAGCUGUUACUCAGGCUCAAAAGGUCAAUCGGUAUGCCAGCUUUCCUCCUCAUAUUCCGGCCAAAUUGAAGGAGGUUCAUGAAAAACGUAUUGAAGAUCUGGACAAUGGGAAGAUCUCGCUUCAAGUUAUUUCGCAUGGUCCUGGUAUUCGACCUGCCACACUCUGUGCUGCAGCCAACGAUGAGCUUGCAUCAGCUGUCUCCGAGAACCCAACGCGACUAGCUGGCUUUGCUAUGCUUCCAAUGAACGAACCUCUUGAUGCUGCGAAGGAGCUUGAGAGAUGUGCUAAGGAAUUGCAUUUUGUUGGUGCCUUGGUGGAUAAUCAUGUUAACGGAGACUUCUACGAUGAUGAUCGUUUCUGGCCGAUCUUCCAAAAGGCGGAAGAACUGAAUUUACCGAUCUAUAUUCAUCCUUCUUUCCCAGCAGAUAAGGAGCACUACGAGGGUAAUUAUAGCGAUAAGAUUGCACUUGCCCUGAGUGCUUUCGGCUGGGGAUGGCACUCCGAAACUGCAUUAAGCAUUCUGAAGCUAUUCGCUAGUGGCUUUUUUGACCGGUUCCCUAAAAUCAAAAUUCUGAUUGGACACAUGGGAGAGAUGAUUCCGUUUCAGUUUGAGAGAAUCAUCUCUACCGCAGCGUCCUGGGGGUUGAAGCGAGGGUUUAGAGAAGUGUGGAAGGAGAAUAUUUGGAUCACGACGAGCGGCAUGUUCGCUUUGCCCCCCUUGGUAUGCUUGUUACAGACUACCGAUAUUAGUCAUGUACUUUAUAGCGUUGAUUAUCCAUUCUCUUCAAACGAGAAAGGCCUCACCUUUGUUGAGGAAGUCCUAAAAAGUGGCUUAAUGUCGGAAGAUGACUUUGAAAAGUUUGCGUACCGCAAUGCUGAAGAUUUGCUUGGCGUGAAGGCUAACUAG
Molecule: messenger RNA, 948 nt
Organism: Penicillium pulvis
Lineage: Eukaryota; Fungi; Ascomycota; Eurotiomycetes; Eurotiales; Aspergillaceae
Product: amidohydrolase family protein
Exons: 1
Coding region: 1-948 (315 amino acids)
Biological process (GO): secondary metabolic process
Cellular component (GO): cytosol; cytoplasm
Molecular function (GO): carboxy-lyase activity; hydrolase activity
Source: RefSeq, a predicted model, not a curated record